Messenger RNA from Henningerozyma blattae CBS 6284, 1851 nucleotides. RefSeq names its product protein phosphatase 2A structural subunit TPD3 (gene TPD3). Gene Ontology annotation, cellular component: protein phosphatase type 2A complex; cytoplasm. The coding region runs from base 1 to 1851 and encodes 616 amino acids. Gene Ontology annotation, biological process: protein dephosphorylation. The transcript has a single exon. Gene Ontology annotation, molecular function: protein phosphatase regulator activity. NCBI's taxonomy places the organism in Eukaryota, Fungi, Ascomycota, Saccharomycetes, Saccharomycetales, Saccharomycetaceae. The record is from RefSeq and is a predicted model, not a curated record.
AUGAGUAACGGUGUAGCAGCAGGUUCAGAAAUGACUGAAGAUAAAGAUUUAUACCCUUUAGCGCUAUUAAUGGAUGAACUGAAGCAUGAUGACAUUAGUAAUAGAUUAGAAGCCAUGAAAAAAUUAGACACAAUUGCCUUAGCCUUAGGCCAGCAACGUACUAGAGAUGAAUUGAUUCCAUUUUUAAUCGAAGUUGCACAGGAUGACGAAGAUGAAGUGUUUGCUGUUUUGGCUGAUGAAUUAGGUGAAUUUUUACCUUAUAUUGGUGGUUCUAAGUAUGCUUCGCUAUUAUUACCACCUUUAGAAAUUCUAGCAUCUACUGAAGAAACUUUAGUUAGGGAUAAAGCAGUUGCUUCAUUGAAUAAAGUUGCCAAAGAAUUUCCUGAAGAACAAUUAUUACAUGAUUUUAUUCCUUUAAUUGAACAUCUAGCUACAGCAGAUUGGUUUUCUUCUAAAGUAUCUGCUUGUGGGUUAUUUAAAUCAGUCAUCAUUCAAAUUAAAGGUGAUGCAUUAAGAAAAGAUUUAUUAGGUCUUUAUUUACAAUUAGUUCAAGAUGAAACUCCAAUGGUAAGAAGAGCCGCAAGUAAACAUUUACCAGCAAUCAUUGAUCUUUUAACUGAAAAUAUUAAUUUAUCAACUAAUGAAGAUUGGGAUUACAUAUCGACUAUGUUUCAAAAAAUCAGUACGGAUCAACAAGAUUCUGUCAAAUUUUUAUCAGUUGAUGUUUUAAUUUCUAUAAUGAAAUUUUUUAACAAGAAAGGUGAUUCUACACAUUUCCAAAACCUGUUGACUUCAGCAAUCAAAUUAAUUUCUGAUGAAGCUUGGAGAGUUCGUUAUAUGGCAGCUGAUAGGUUUGAAGAAUUGUCAUCACAGUUUGCUAGUAAUCCUGAAUUUAUUAGUGAAUUGAUUCAACCAUUUUUACAUUUAUGUGAAGAUAAUGAAAGUGAUGUUAGAAAAGCUAUUGCUAAACAAGUUCCCGGAUUUGCUAAAUUUAUUAAAAAUCCACAAGUUGUUUUAGAAAAAAUAAUGCCAGCCGUUCAAAGUUUAAGUAUGGAUGAAAGUGAAAACGUCAGGGCAUCAUUAGCUUUAAAGAUAAAUAAUAUGUCAGUUGUAUUAACCAAAGAAGAUGCCAUUAAUAACUUGCUACCAAUCUUAUUAAAUAUGUUGAAGGAUGAAUUUCCAGAUGUUUGUUUAAAUAUUAUUGGUAAUUUGAAAGUAGUAAAUGAAGUUCUUGGGAUCAAUAUGUUAAGUGAAUCUUUAUUACCUGCUAUCACAGAGUUAGCCAAGGAUAUCAAUUGGAGAGUUAGAAUUGCCAUUAUUGAUUAUAUUCCAGUGCUUGCAGAACAAUUGGGUGUUCAAUUUUUCGAUCAACAAUUAAGUGAUUUAUGCCUUUCAUGGUUAUGGGAUACAGUUUACUCCAUUAGAGAAGCUGCUAUUAAGAAUUUAAGAAAAUUGACUGAGAUAUUUGGAUCUGAUUGGUGUAGUCAAGAAAUCAUUUCAAGAUUAUUAAAAUUCGACUCUCAAUUAUUAGAGAAUUUUGUUUAUAGAUUUACAUUAUUAACUGCAUUAACCACAUUAGUCCCGGUUGUUUCAUUAGAAGUUGUCACUGAACAAAUAUUACCAUUUAUUUCACAUUUAGCAGAUGAUGCUGUUCCAAACAUUAGAUUCAAUGUUGCUAAAUCAUAUGCCAUUAUCAUCGAAUCAUUAGUGAAGAGUGGCAAGAAAGAAUACUUAGAACUGGCCGAUAACAAAAUCAUGCCUUCAUUGGAGAAGUUGACUGACGAUAAUGAUGUUGAUGUCAAAUAUUUCGCUAACCAAAGCAUCACGAAAUGUAGACCAAUGUUUGCUUAA